Sphaerodactylus townsendi is the source of this 1205-nucleotide messenger RNA. RefSeq names its product mitochondrial ribosomal protein L4 (gene MRPL4). NCBI's taxonomy places the organism in Eukaryota, Metazoa, Chordata, Lepidosauria, Squamata, Sphaerodactylidae. Bases 139 to 1044 code for a protein of 301 amino acids. The transcript has 9 exons. Gene Ontology annotation, cellular component: ribosome. Gene Ontology annotation, molecular function: structural constituent of ribosome. The record is from RefSeq and is a predicted model, not a curated record. Gene Ontology annotation, biological process: translation.
AAGAGGAGCUGCGAUCUAGUCGCAGUUUCUACCUUUUAGCGGUCGCUUGUAACGUCAUUACUGUGCGCCGGAAGCAGCUCUCUUUGAACGGCUGCGUGGUGGUGCCUGGAGUUGGACGUGUUCGUGGGGAUUGGCGCGAUGAUCCGGCUCGCGCUUCCGUGGUUGGGUCGGGGAGCGGCCUCGCGGGUUUUGUCCACCGUGUCCAACCAGAAGGGUCUUUCGGGCACAUCUGGCGUUGUUGCCAAUGAGGUGGAUGGAGCAGCUCUCCCAGCAACGUGCCCCGGUGGGCUCUCUAGAGAUCCCAUCCUACGAAAAUGCAACAGUGCUGUCCCCAAACACCUUGUACCUGUCCAGGCCUGGGUGGAGUCUUUGAAGCAUUAUGAUGCCCGAUUUGAGGGCUUGACGGACCUGCACCCAGACGUGUUUGCCGUCAUGCCGCGCAUUGAUAUCUUGCACACGGUGGCUAUUUGGCAGAAGAAUUUCAAAAGAAUUAGUCAUGCCAGGACCAAAACACGAGCCGAGGUGCGUGGCGGGGGCAGGAAACCCUGGCCACAGAAGGGGAGUGGACGGGCCCGGCAUGGCAGUAUCCGUUCGCCAUUGUGGCGUGGGGGUGGCGUGGCCCAUGGUCCCCGUGGCCCCACCAGCUACUACUACAUGCUCCCCAUGAGGAUGCGCGUCUUGGGCCUCAAAGUGGCACUGACGACCAAGCUGAUGCAGGAGAAUCUCCACAUUGUCGACUCUCUAGAGAUACCAACCUCAGACCCCCAGUAUCUGACUGAUCUGGCCCGUUACAGACGCUGGGGGGGAUCGGUGCUGAUUGUGGAUGUCAAUGAGAUACCAGAGGACAUGAAGUCUGCAGUUAGCAGUCUUAAAACUAUCACAGUCAUUCCCGCAAUAGGCCUCAACGUGCACAGCAUGCUGAAAUAUGAGAGUCUGGUGCUGACCCUGGAUACUGUCGCCUUCCUGGAAGAGAAACUCCUGUGGCAUGACGCGCGAUACCGCCCGCUGUACCCUUACCGGCUGCCCUACAGUGACUUCCCGUAGCGUUUUGCACCGGAGACGGACUGGGCCGGGGGCCGCACGGGGAGCUAAAAUAGCUUCCUGUUCCGCCCGCCAAAGCAAACUCUCCUGCGGAAAUCCUCACCUGUCCCUCGGCAGAGGUGAACCGCCCCCCAAAAAAUUUAAAUUAAAAAAGUUACGCAGAA